This is a messenger RNA of Ceraceosorus guamensis, 826 nucleotides long. Its product is annotated as thioredoxin-like protein. The transcript has 3 exons. NCBI's taxonomy places the organism in Eukaryota, Fungi, Basidiomycota, Exobasidiomycetes, Ceraceosorales, Ceraceosoraceae. Bases 258 to 767 code for a protein of 169 amino acids. The record is from RefSeq and is a predicted model, not a curated record.
CGUAGUCAUGCAAUUGAUCAUCAGCUUGCGCGCGGAUGUGGAUGGGGCGGUGCACAUCCUAGAGCGUUCAUCACGAUUUGGCGAGGCGUUCGCUCCAUCAUCACAUCGAUCAAGCCUGUCCAGCUUUGCUCACGAUCCGACAUCAACCACAGCCAUUUCCUUCAUACAGCGUAUCGGAAGGGUCGGAAGAGCACUACGGGCGCUUGAAAGAGGAUUGGAGACCAAUCACACAGCGCUCAUUCAAGACCACAGCGAUCAUGCCGGCACCUCGAGAGAUCAACUCCCAGUCGGAGUUUGACAGCGCAAUGUCAUCCGCCGGCAGCUCACUCGUCGUGGUGGACUUCACAGCAAGUUGGUGUGGUCCAUGCAAAGCCAUAGCGCCCACAUUCGCCUCUCUCGCCUCUUCCCAUCCAACCGUGCUCUUCCUCAAAGUGGACGUGGAUCGCAACAGGUCCAUCUCUCAAGCCUACAACAUCUCAGCCAUGCCCACCUUUCUCUUUUUCAAGAACAAGAGCAUCAUUGACAAGAUUCGCGGCGCAGAUCCUUCCAAGCUGACCGAGCUUGUGAGGAAACACGACACGGGCAAGGGACCUAGCGGUGGCUUCCCAGGUGGAGGACAGACGAUCGGUGGAGCAGCAGCAGCAGCGUCCACUGGGCCUAGCGCUGGCAUCCAGUUGCCCAACUCCCUCGAAGGCGUCGCCACAGAGAAUUUGUUACCCUUGCUCGUCCUCGUAGCAUAUUUGAUCUACGUCUUCUGGCCCAACUGACCUGCGCAAUCUCAAUUGCGGGGCCAGAUAUCAAGUCUUGUUCUACACCGUCACCGAGG